Huiozyma naganishii CBS 8797 is the source of this 3618-nucleotide messenger RNA. It is a transcript of the gene SPO71, whose product is annotated as Spo71p. Gene Ontology annotation, cellular component: prospore membrane. The coding region runs from base 1 to 3618 and encodes 1205 amino acids. The record is from RefSeq and is a predicted model, not a curated record. NCBI's taxonomy places the organism in Eukaryota, Fungi, Ascomycota, Saccharomycetes, Saccharomycetales, Saccharomycetaceae. The transcript has a single exon. Gene Ontology annotation, biological process: ascospore-type prospore membrane formation; protein localization to prospore membrane.
AUGCCGUUGACCACAAGGACGUUGUUGGAGACUGUUGCUGAUGACCAGCGCUAUAUAGAGAGUAUCAACCCAAACUGUCCUGCUGUGAAAAGAUGUCUUGAGAAAGAGGAUCAGAAUGUGGAUAUUUUCAGUAUCCCGAGGUACUCAUUUACCGCAUUCAGAUUGAGCUAUGCCUCCCCAUUGGAGAUAUCUCUGAGUUCAAAGGUGAUUCUUCUAGGGGGUGUACCUAAACAGUGGUCCCAAGAGCAAAAGAACCCGAUCUGGAAAGUUGUAGCAAAGCUUACGUCUAGGCAACUAAAGAAGAGAACAAAACUGGUCAGCCUCAAUGCGUAUCGCAGCAUUUACAAGAGAAGAGCGAAAAGAGUUAAGACAAACACGGGGCAAGUGAGUGUUUCUUGUAAAGGGAACCUUGAUGAAAGCGGUAACGGUUUGACUACCAAAAUUGCAACAACUUCAAACGGAUCGAUUGGCAAAGUGAGACCCUUUACUGCACCGAAUCCAACUGUAUCUGGGCCUCACACGUUUCUGAAUCCGGAUGCAACGAUGGGUGCUGAGACAUGUCCUAUCAAAUGCAAAGAUAAUGAUACUGUUGUAUCCGAUAUUAGGCAUGUACCAAGCCGUAGGUACACAUCUGUUGAAGUUCCAAUUUUAAGAAUUGACGACACAAGUUCUUCAAGCGUAGGAGAAAUUAUUUUUGACAAUUCUUGUAAAAAUGAUGAACUAUCUAAUACAGAUACAAGGAGGGAUAGUACUCCUAACAGCAUACAUACGUUACCUUGCAAGCAGAAUCCCAUGAUGACGGAACUACAAGCUAUUAAAUGCGAUUCUAAUAGAGCAGCUGCGUUAGAACCGGUACAAACUUUGUCCUGCCAUGAAAGAAAUAUGCAUGAAAGAGAGCUGGUAAUCACUCAGAUAGAGACUCUUAUCCAAACGACUUCAAGAAAAAAAGUUGAGAAAAUCAAAACAAAUGAUGAUGAGGUCCGUCUCGUCCCCACUGCCUCUCAAAACAGUUCAAGUAAUACAAACAAUACGGUUGAGCUGAACAUUCAAAAGUUGACACGUCUGUUACCAGAACCUGAUAAUACUGUGGCUCAUGAAAUGAUCAGAAGCUGUAAAAAAGACAAGGGCAUGGGCAAGAAUAUUUUGAUAUUAAACAAUACCAAAAUAACGCCCUUCAAUAGUCAUUCACCUGAGGUUUCAAACACGAAAAAUACAGUCAAGCGUAGGUCAAUAACAGGAUUACCAUGGAUAGACGACAAGCUUGGAGGAAAGGAUGAAAAUGCUCCAAAAUGCAAAAAUAUCUUAAAGAUGGACAAGAUGCUCGUGAUGGUAAAAGUUGCUGUCAAACAUAAAGAGCCCAUUCCAGAAUUCAAUGAAACUGAAUGUAUUGAUACGAGAAUAGAAGAACGGUGGAAGGAAUAUAUAGUAGUAGCUCGGGAAACCGACUACUCUCCCCCGUCAGUGUUGUUGCAGUUUUAUAGGAAAAGGAAACUGCUCAAAAAAUCUUUGGCUGGGGCCUCCAAAGAAGAUAUGUUUCACGGUACCGCUUUAGCUUUUCUUCUCGAUAGAAAUUGUCUCGUGAGAUUUUACAGUACCCUUGAUAAGACGAUAUCAAUUCAGGUACCAGAUCAUCUAUUACAAGAAAUACCAGAGGAAGAGUUUCCUACGGUUCACAGUGAAAUUUCGCCUUUAAAAAUAUAUAUCUUACGUUGUUCGACUUUGGCGAAGUCUUAUGAAUGGUUUGUGUUUCUUCAAAAACAAUUGAACAGAAGAGCAAUCCCUAAAUGUUUGUCAAUAAAAAUUCCAGAGGUGGGUUUGGUAGUAAGGGCGACCAUUCAUGAACCUGUUAUGAACUUUUUGACUGAGUUAGAGAAGAAGGAAGAAGAUAGCUUGAAAGUGGCGUUUUUAACCCGCGGCUACAGGAUAUUCCAGUGUCCGCUCUUAAGAUAUCUGACAGUAGUGGUUUUUCAAGAAUUGAAAAGAAGUGGCUACCAAGAUCAAAUAGACAGUUGGCAGCGUACUAACACUGUUUUAGGAUGUGACAUGAGAAGGUAUGAUAGAAUCGAAUGGUGUUCAGGGCAGGAAUCAGCAUUUUUGAAGGGAUCUUAUACCUUGGAAAAAACCCACCUCCUAGAAUUCAGAUCUUUGGUUCACUAUCCUAGACAAAUACGAGAUGAUUCAGGAAAAACAAUGCUGGAACCAACCCCAAUAGAAGGCUAUUUACUAAAAUGCUGCAAUAAGUUCGGGGCAGACAAGUUGAUGUUCGGUAGAAACUUUGUGAAGCCUUCGUACUUUUUUACAUGCGAUAAUUUACUUUUCCAUUUGAAUUCGCUUGAAGCGGUUCCACCUUUGCCACUAAAUAUAGAGGUUGAUGAAUACGGGCUUCCUUCCGAUAUAGAUGCGGCAACCGACGAGAUGGAAAAUAUGGCGGUACACUUUGAACAGGAUCCCUAUCCAAUUACAAUGGAGAGCCAUAUUUCUUGGUUGAAUAAAGAUAUUUCAUUAGCAGACUUCAACAGUAGAGACCAUUACGCAUUUAAAUGUUUCAAUAGGCGAAUUGCGCAAAUUUUAAAAACCAAUGCGAUUUUGGAAAUGACCAGGAUAAAGGAAAUAAAACAAGGGUGUGAUGAAGACUUUUGGGACCAUGAAAUGAGAAACACUUUUUUACAUGCUACAAACCUUGCAUUUUGGCAAAAGAAGGGGAUGGUUCUUUCUGAUUUCCCACAAUCUGUGAUUUUGAUAACUACAGAUGAUGAGCUGACUCUGAAAUUGGCGGCACCUUCUCCUAUUGUUGCCAAGGAGUGGGUCUCUUCUUUGAAGCGGAUGGUCUCGUUUUGGAAAGAACGGCAGAAACAUGAUGUGCAGGAAAUGUGGGGGGUAAAACGCUUCAACUUAGAAAAAUUGCGCAUAAAUGACAUGGAGGAAGCGAACAUCAAUGAGGGAACGGCGAAGUGGAUAUGCGACCGAGGCAAGGCAAAUGUUGAGCAGUUCAAUGUUAACAGUAUCUCGUUGUUGAAACCAUUACUGCAAAAAGGUUUACUUUAUCAAAAACCGAAAAAGCAUUCUGUAUUUUCCAAGUAUUACGUUCUACUAAUUCCAGGGUUCUUGAUGUUGUUCCAUUGUUACCACAGAUCUACAACUGGAUUUGCUGAAUCCGUCUUGGACUAUAGUCACUACAUGACAAUACCAAUUGAUAAAUGCUAUUUGUAUUCGGGAAGUACAACAGACCUUGAUUUGUUGGAAAGAGAUCACACUUUCGAUUAUUUGAACCCAGGAAACCACACUUUGCCCAGAGUAUACCCAGAUGGAUGGAAGUCAAAUGAGGACGAACCUUCACGCUGCUUCACGUUAUGGUUUGGUGAUAAAAAGGAGCUGAUUAAGUCUUCGAAGAUUGGUAAAACUAAUGAAGUCUAUGAAUGCGGCGAUACUGAUCAGAUGCUUGACAGUUCAAUGAGAGACGAUGCAGAUUCAAAAUCAAAGUCAAAAAGCGUUAAAUGGGUGGAUAAACUCGGUGUAAACGGACGGACCAUGGUAUUCAUGGCAAGGUCUAGGCAAGAAAGAGAUUUGUGGGUUCUUUCAAUUUACAACGAACUGGAGCGUCUAAAGAAGACCGACUGA